Colletotrichum aenigma is the source of this 195-nucleotide messenger RNA. RefSeq lists its product as uncharacterized. The transcript has a single exon. NCBI's taxonomy places the organism in Eukaryota, Fungi, Ascomycota, Sordariomycetes, Glomerellales, Glomerellaceae. The record is from RefSeq and is a predicted model, not a curated record. Bases 1 to 195 code for a protein of 64 amino acids.
AUGCAGGACUAUUCACGCCCGUCUGGAUCGGACCUGGUCUCCUCAUUUUGGCCGUAUACGAUGGCAGGAGGUGCUACAGCCGCCUCGAUGGAGCCGAGAAAGGUCAGGUCGACAUCGAGAGAGGCAUUCGCCGCCGGGGCUCCCAUGGAGCUGAGACUGGCGGCGCCCCAGCAAACCGGAAACCUCAAGUUCUAA